AUGAAAUUGUUGCCGCUCGGUUUGUUGCUGCUGUCGCUGGCUUUGGCUGCGGCUGUGCCAGUGGAGGACGAGGAGCGUGAGGAGGAGCUGCAUUUUGGCUUUCAGACUGAGAACGGCUAUCAGCGCUCGGAGGAUAUUACCUACAAGGUGAAAGUGAAUCCCGAUCUGGAGACAACCGAGCAGCCAAAUGGCGAGCAGACCCAAAAGCCUGUCGAAUAUCGUGGCGGAUAUAGCUUUAUAUCAGCCGACGGCUAUGAGUACAAGGUGCUCUAUAAGGCGAACAAGAACGGCUUUCAGCCCUAUGUGACGGCGCACAAGGUGAAAACGGCGCAGGAUAAAGCUUAG
Molecule: messenger RNA, 345 nt
Organism: Drosophila novamexicana
Lineage: Eukaryota; Metazoa; Arthropoda; Insecta; Diptera; Drosophilidae
Gene: Cpr65Ay
Exons: 3
Coding region: 1-345 (114 amino acids)
Source: RefSeq, a predicted model, not a curated record